AUGAUGAAAUUAUAUAUAUAUAUUGUAGUUCUUGUUCAUAUCGAAUGGACUUUCGGAAUUCGAUGUUAUUCAUGUACAGGUAAAAAGAAUGGUGAACAAAAUCUGUUUGAUCCAUGUUUGAAUCCAGCUGAAAACGUAGGCGAUGGAAAUGUCUAUGAAAUUGAUUGUUUAAAUACCAAACUUUGCUGGAAAGCAGUAACAGGUGGCAAAAUAAGACGUGGCUGUGGAGAGAAACGAUGUGCAUUUAUACCUGAUAUCAAUAUGGGACCACUGGUUAGUCAAACAUGCUGUUCAAAUGAUUUAUGCAAUCGAACAUCUUCAGUUAUGUUGUCGAAAGCAAUAGUGUAUUCUAUUAGUUUUUUAAUCUUUUUUUUUCGUUUACUUCAUUAA
Rotaria socialis is the source of this 390-nucleotide messenger RNA. Lineage: Eukaryota; Metazoa; Rotifera; Eurotatoria; Philodinida; Philodinidae. The record is from the annotation of a GenBank genome assembly.